Messenger RNA from Amoebophrya sp. A25, 2080 nucleotides. The record is from the annotation of a GenBank genome assembly. NCBI's taxonomy places the organism in Eukaryota, Dinophyceae, Syndiniales, Amoebophryaceae.
GGGCUUGCUCGUAGAAGAAGGAAAUCUGAAAGCGACACAAGAAUUAUUGGAAAAAUGCCUUCAUCAUCCAGUUGCAUCUUCAUCAUCGACUUCGACUUGUUGUUCGACAGGAGGAGCACCACAGCAAGCGGACACACAUCAACUCUUAGCAAACGAGCGUUUUGUUUCGACUUUUUUCCGUGGCUGUCUACGAUGGGGAUAUGUCGACUUCGCUUUUGAACAGUACUCCAAGUGGACAAAGCAGGUUGAUCGAUUUCGGCUUCCAGAUGCGGCGCUUCUUUACCUGGUUAAACUUGCGUGUCAAGCCUUGAGGCUGCAGACUGUAAAGGAGUUAUUGAUGAGUCAUGGGAAGAAAAGACUCCUGCUCAACACUAGCUCCUCAACAUCAAAAAAAAACGCUCCUCAACAGCUGUCUCUAUCCGAAGUGCAAAUGUUGGUGGCGAUUGGACGUGCGCGUCUCUUGUUGGACCAGUCGGACAAAUUCGAGACGGUGAUAGGAAAAGCGGAGUCAGGGUUAAGAGCUUUGUUUGCUGAGAGGCGGGAAAUGAGGAAAACGAAAGGUUCUGCGACGACGAGGGAGGAAGGCAGUACUGAGAAGAAGAUGGAGGUUCUUGAGGGCGACGCCAAGAUGGAGGUCGAUGAAGAGGAGGACUCAGAGGAGGACUCAGAGGACGAAGAGCACUCCGACGACGGUCGCGAUGAUGUCGCUGAUGCACAGACUUCGAAAGUAGUAGACGCCCUAGACGACCCAGCUGCUACCCUUCAGCCAGGAAUCUUCCAACUUCACGUGAUGAAGGACUUGGAUGCUGAAAUAAAGCGGUUGCGAUUCUUUCUUAAAAAGAGCUCAACAGAGAACAUUAAGCGGGAAGACUUCUAUUCGCAGUUUGCGUAUCUUCAUAGUGCAGCUAGUGUUAGCGACGAAGGUGAGCAGGACCAGGCUGGUGCUGAUCCCCGUGCUUUGCGAACUAUUGGCUACAGAGGCGACCGCGUAGUGGAGCCAGAGCUACGAAACGUGAGUGACCUGAUCAGCGUCAAAAGAAACGAAGUAGACAAAGACCCUUCUAGUGCCAAGAAAAUUACCAAGAUCGAGUUAGGUCCUGGUCUCGGAGAAUGGGUCCUACAGAAAGCCACCUCAGAACCCGACACUUUGUUCGUAGCUUGCGAACUAAGACAUGAACGCUGUGUGCGAAUAUGGCAGGACUGUGUGCUUCAAGGCCUGAAAAAUGUCAUAGUGCUCGGUGGAGAUGCGACGAAAACACUUGAGGCAUUGAAGAUCUCCGCAUCCGCUGGUGGAAGUCAGCAGGUAGACCUUGUCGUGAGCAAUUUUCCACAGCCGCCGACAUGGCAUCAGAAGAGUGCGAUGUUUUCCUCCUCAACAGAGGAACAAGACGGUCAACAUCUUUUAACUGCUGACUUCAUCAACACCCAAGUUUAUGCGUUGCUGGGUCGUCCCGCCGAAAGCGAAAGUGCUGGGACUUUCUUGGUUUUUAGCGACAACAGAGAAUAUCUGAACUGGAUGGCAAGGGAAGUCUUCAACAAGAAAGUCGACUACACCGGGCGGCGGUGUAGUUGGGCCGAUGCAGGAGCAGUACUACUAGACGAGGACAAGAAAUCAUCCAAAAAGGAUGCCUCCUCUUCCACCAUAAAAGUCCACACCGGUCGCCCAACCGAGUGUGAGAUGGAGGAAAAAACGUAUUUUGAUCGCAUGUGGUCGCAAGGGAAGAAAAAAGAUCGAUGCUUUAUUCGGGUGCGUAGGGCGCCGGACCUUGCAGGUCCUCGUGCUUGAAUUUUUCAUGAUCAUGAUAGAGGAUGAUGUCAUUGCCACUGGAACAAGCACCACAAGAACCAAGUUCCUUUCAACAGCACUUUCUCGUCUUCGCAUUAUCACUCAUGUGUAUGCGCAAAAAUUGUUAAGACACCGUGUCCGUGCUGUCCCACGAACAGCACCGCCUCGGACUCCAUGCAGUAAUUUCUGGUCAACAUGAUGCCAGCACUUUUGUGUUCACCAAAGUAGACGUGCUCUCUCUCGUUGUCCUGUUAGGAUCGGAAGCUUAGACCAAAUCCAGAUCCAUAUCUUCGG